This is a messenger RNA of Dentiscutata erythropus, 1081 nucleotides long. The record is from the annotation of a GenBank genome assembly. NCBI's taxonomy places the organism in Eukaryota, Fungi, Glomeromycota, Glomeromycetes, Diversisporales, Gigasporaceae.
AUGCGGAAGUUAUCUGUUUUAGGCAAAAUCACACUUAUUUCUGUCAUCUUGCAAGCGAUAAUAAUCACUGUCUUAGAAGCUUUCGUUGUUUAUCUCCAUGUCAAUUUUGUCAAUCAAUUUCAGUUUGAUUCAACUGGUAAUGGAAUAUCUGAAGCUGAUUUAAUUUAUCAUUCAAUAUUUAUUAUUUCACUAUUCUUCCAAAUACUUUUAGUAGUUGAUGCUCUCUGGAAUCGUAAUACUGUCCAAAUAGUAGCCCUUGUAGUAUUCAACCUUCUUUCAUUAGUAUAUGCAGGAAUACAACUUUAUGAACACCAGAUUCUCGAAGAUCAAGGCACUCAGAAUGCAACAUAUGCGCCAACUAAUCCCAUUUUCUCUAAAGAUGAUAGGACCGCUCCCAAAACUUAUUAUGAAGCGAGAAUGAGACCAAUAGAACAUACUAUGAUUGGCUUAAUCUCUGCUUUUUCUAUAUAUUUAGCUGUCAUGUCUUACUUGCUCACCAAAGAAUUUGGUUGGGAAAACUAUAGAACUUAUUCCGCUGAUAUUCGAGUCCGCGACGCAUUUUGGAAUCUUACAAUUUUACAGACUUUGAUUAAAAUGGACGUAUUCUUUAUUGGAUCGUACGCUUUACAACUCAUACCCUCUCAACAACUUGGUUAUUAUUCUUCUAUAGUAGAGAUUGUCCUCGUCUUUUUUUUUGGUACUAUCAUGUUGUUAAUAUCUUGGUUCUCUGUCGCUAUGGAAAUGAAGUAUCUUUUGUUAUCAGCGAUCAAUCUUUAUUCUAUAUCGUUGAUUUACUGGGUUUAUCGAAUUAUAACGAUUGCCCAUCCUUCGGAAGAUAAAUUUGAUCCGUACGAAUUUACUCGACGAUUUUUAAUUUUCUUUUUAGUUAUAACUACCGUUCUUUUAAUAGUUACUAUAUUUUAUUCCAUCAUUUGCGUCCGAAAUAUGAUGCGUGGAUUUUAUGUACUUACUGUAUUUGGACGGUCUGAAAAUGAGUCUGAAAAUGAGCCUGAAGGCAGAAGUCCAUAUUUAAGCGUUGAUAAUUUAGAAUCUUCUUCUAAACGUAUAUCAAAGAGACAAA